Molecule: messenger RNA, 1314 nt
Organism: Brenthis ino (lesser marbled fritillary)
Lineage: Eukaryota; Metazoa; Arthropoda; Insecta; Lepidoptera; Nymphalidae
Source: the annotation of a GenBank genome assembly
AUGUAUCGAAAAAUUAGAAUUCCAUAUUUCUCUACAACGUUCUUACAUUAUUCUACAAGAGUUGAAAUUGAUCCUAGUUUGAAAGAGAAUUUCGAAGCAAAGGAGUACAAACCAAGAAAUCAUCCUGGCAGAUCACAAUUUAAAAUGGUGCCAAUACCGCCUGAUAUUCAGAAGGCUAUAAAAGUCAUAUUACAAGAUUCUAACGCGAAAUCAUAUCAUCAAGACAGUAUAAAGUUAAAUAAUUAUUUACAUUCACGACAUUUGCCACCGGAAGACGAUGAUAUUCGAGCUAAAGCAGCUAAAAUACAUGAAAGCGUGUCAAAAAAGUUUUAUUCAAAUGUUAAAAAAGAAUUAUCUCAUGAAGAAGAAAAAACAAUGGAACAAAAAAUACAAACUACAGUUUUUAAUGUGUUAAAGAAAAAUGUCUAUAGAUGGGGUAAUAUAUCUUAUGAUAAACCAACAUGUCUGCAGUAUUUAAUGUCUCGUGCUGCCCCCGAAUACGCUAUUUUAGUACGAAUACUUGAUGAAAUAAAACGAAGACUGCCUAAUUAUAAGCCUAGAAGCUUCUUUGACUUUGGUUCAGGUGUAGGAACUGGUACUUGGGCAGUAAAUACAUUUUGGCAGCGAGAUAUAUUUGAAUAUUUCACAGUAGAUACAUCAGCACAAAUGAACGAUUUAGCUCGCCUUAUAUUAUGUCAAGGUCGAGAUAAUGUGGAGAUGCCAUUUAAAGCAUACUUCCAAAGGCAGUUCCUUCCAGCAUCAGCAGAUCUAAAGUACAAUGUAGUGUUAUCAGCAUUUUCAUUAUUUGAAAUGCCUAGCAUUAAGAGUAGAUUAGAAACAAUACAAAAAUUAUGGAAUAAAACAGAAGAUUUUUUAAUAAUAGUGGAACAUGGAUCUAAUGCAGGAUUCCAAGUUGUCAAUGAAGCUCGAGAAUAUGUUUUAAAUUCAUCACAAAAAGAUAAGGGUUAUGCAUUUGCACCAUGUCCGAAUGACAACGUUUGUCCGAGAUACUUAGAACAGAAAACACCAUGUAAUUUCUUAAUGAAAUAUGAAACAUUACCAUUUCCACUAAAGUCUGACGUUGCAGCAGAUUUAUACUCAUAUGUUAUUUUAAGAAAAGGUGUUAGACCCUCAGAUGAUCCGCAGUGGCCGAGAAUAGUCAGACCUCCAAUAGUAAGGUCCGGUCAUACAAUUUGUAGAUUAUGCACGGCACAAGGAGAGUUAAAAGAAAUUAUAUUCUCGAAAGGAAAGCAUGAUGUUAAUACAUACAGAUGUGCAAGAUCAAGUAAUUGGGGUGAUGUGUUGCCAAUUAAA